GUGGGGAUGGAUAUUUGUGCUCCAGUGACCCGUCUGCUUCUCCACUCGCACUGCAGGGGCGGUGCUUCCCAAUCCGUGUCCAGCUCCCCCCUCCGGUGGUUGCCCCGCGGAGUCCCAGUUCACUCGGGAGCCAAGGAUGGCCAGCAGCACCAGUCGUGUGGACUACAAGCCCCACUGGGACUUCAAGCCAGACGUCUCAGAGAGGAGAUCUGCCCUGCUGAGAGCUGAGGGAAUUCCACCAAAGAUGCUGUUUGGCCAUCACCACUCCCCAUCCUCACAUUCGACAACGGAGUAUGGAUGGAGCUUCGCACAGAGGCCUGACUGUUUUUUGCCAAAACUGAAAUUCUUGGAAUCAGAUAAAUUGGAACUGAAGAGGUCCGAAACGGAAAAUCCUUGCCCAUUGUCACCCACAAAUCCCAGUCCUGAAAAGAUGCAAUCACAUCAUUCACCCAUGACUUUGUAUCAGUCAACUUAUCAACGACACCCACCUGAUGCCUUCUGCAAGAACCGGUGUGCCAGGGCAUCACGGAUGCUUUCCAGUCAUCUUUACUCGGUCAACAACAACCACAAGGACCUGAAUCUGAGACAGAACACCCUGCUACAAGUCCCUGACCCGCAGGUCCACACAGGAACCACACAGGCUCAGAAACACGACCGUGGCUUUUGAACUACAUCACAUUUUCUUUGGAGUCUAGAACACUUGCUGAAAGUGUUGCUUCUCUUUCCAUUUUAUUUAUUAUUUUAACUCUUUUUCACAAGGAAAUCCAUCUAUUGGAGAAUGUUUUUAAAAGAUGUGGUUCACUGAUAAACCAUUUAUACAUUUUUAUUUCUGAUUCUAACGGGUCACUCUGAGUUUUUCAUGCAGGCUGUACAUGAAAAUAGUCUCCUACACCUAUCUCCUGUACUAGCUUCUGAUAGAAAACAGACAAUGAAACUCUAGGAUUUGAAAAAGCAAACAGAUCUUUGUCAAGCGGUAGCUUGGACUCACCCAUACUGGUUCGCGACAGGGAAGGCUGUUGUUUUAGUGUCCAGGAAACAGCAGAUAACAUCUUAUCUUUUAAUUGUUAGCGUUAGCAACUCAAUCACAUGACAAAACUCCUCCAGGCUUGUGUUAUUUUUUGAGAUAAAACAUCCAUGCCGCAGAGCAAAAACAGUUAGUGGUUAAGUCACAUUGCUCUUUUCCAAUUUAAGGCAAGAUGCCCAAACAUCAGGAAAUAAGACUGUAGAUCCUGCCGCAUUCGUCUCUCCUCUGACGUGGCGGACUUGUCCCUGCUGAUGCAGGCAUGUCUGGGCUUUUUUUUGCCCUGAGUUCAGCUUGCAAGGCAUUCAUUCCUACUGGAGACCACUCCAAAUGUACUGAUUGGAGUUUCCCACAUCUUUAAGUAUAUCUCUGUGAGUUGUAUCUCUGUUCUUGUGUGAAUGGUGACAUCAUAACAUUGAUAACAUGGCAUUACCAAUGAAUUUGCUACUGCUAGUUUAUCCGUUUAAUUAUAGAUCCACUAGGAUAAAUACAAUAAAGUUUAUCUCUCACCAAAUAGAAUCUUUACUAAGACAUCACAAUAUAACUAUAGACACAUUACUUUGUCUUUGUGUGUGUGUGUGUGUGUGUGUGUGUGCGUGCGUGCGUGCGUGCGUGCGUGCGUGCGUGCGUGUGUGUGUGUGUGUGUGUGUGUGUGUGUGUGCUCUGUCUUCUCGAUCCCCAGUGAGUCGUGGAAGAUUGCUGCUUAUACUGAUCCAGGAUCCUCUGGAGGUUUCUUCCUGUUAAAAGGGAGUUUUCCUCUCCACUGUCCCUUUAUGCUUGCUUAGUAUGAGGAUUGCUGUAAAGUCACUGACACUAGUCAGUGACUUGAUGCAAUUUGCUGGGUUCCUUAUAUAGGAAACAUUAUUUCUGAUUGGCUUCAUGAACUGAUCUGAAUUGGAAUUUUUAUUAUGUGAAGUGCCUUGAGACGACUCUUGUCGUGAUUUGGCGCUACAUAAAUAAACUUGAAUUGAAUUGAA
Nothobranchius furzeri (turquoise killifish) is the source of this 1998-nucleotide messenger RNA. RefSeq names its product cilia and flagella associated protein 107 (gene cfap107). The record is from RefSeq and is a predicted model, not a curated record. NCBI's taxonomy places the organism in Eukaryota, Metazoa, Chordata, Actinopteri, Cyprinodontiformes, Nothobranchiidae.